AUGUGUGGAUGCAUCAAAGUCGAGGUGGAUGGCGCUCGUUGGACACCUGAAGAAGCGAAUGCCUGGUACGCCGAACAGCCUUGGUACUUUGGAAGCAAUUUUGUACCUUCGUCCUCCGUCAACAUAAUUGAUAUGUGGCAAACAUUUGAUUCAUCUACUAUGAAGCGCGAACUUGGAUGGGCUUCGGGGAUCAAUAUGAAUGUGAUGCGUGUUUUUCUCCAUGUUCUUUUCUAUGAACAAGAUGCUAAGGCUUAUUUUCAAAAGAUUGAUGACUUUCUCACCAUCGCUGAUCGAUUUAAUAUCAAAAUAAUAUUUGUUCUCUUUGAUGAAUGUUGGCGACCUGAUCCCAAAUUAGGUCCACAACCAGAACCUAUACCUGGUCAGCAUAAUUCACAGUGGGUGCGAUGCCCAGGACAAGCUUGGCUUUUGGACCAGAGCAAAUGGCCUCUCUUGAAACGGUAA
Messenger RNA from Rotaria sp. Silwood1, 462 nucleotides. NCBI's taxonomy places the organism in Eukaryota, Metazoa, Rotifera, Eurotatoria, Philodinida, Philodinidae. The record is from the annotation of a GenBank genome assembly.